AUGGUGCGCUCCUUGAAGUCCGGCAACAAAUUAGUUGCAGUAUACGGAAAGUUCGUUUACGGCAAAAGGAAAGAUCUGAAGAUUGGUAGCCGUUAUUUGUGCACUAGUUCCAGAGCCAGAGAUUGCAAGGCUUCUAUAAUAAUACACGAGGGGAGGGUUAUCAAAGUGUACGAUACUGCUCACAGUCAUCCACCUCCAAGCUUCAUAUGUAGGAAAGGAAUCCUGACAGGAGCUGGUAGAAACCUAGCUAUAUUAAACGGGUACACAUAUGGAAGGCAGUGCCAGUUGAGACAAGGCGAGCGGUGGCGGUGUACCGGUCGCUCGGCUCGACAGAAAUGCAAUGCCUCAUUUAUGUUAGACGAAAUGGGUACUUUAAUUAAGUCUAACACCGUUCACACUCAUAGCCGCCCAAGUUAUGAUUUUGGAAUUGGGAUAUAUGAGUACAAGGACAAAGACGUUAGCCAAAGCCCAAACCUUGAUAUCUAUGUUAAAGGGGAUGCGGUCACAAAAUCAGACAUGCACUCAGCAGGCACGCCUCGUUAUAUUCGCAACGAACGCGGUACCAUUUACAUACUACUCGACGGUUAUACGUACGGGAAACAUACGGCUGUGAAGGCGGGACAUCGUUGGCAGUGCACAACGAGGAACACCUGCAUAGCAUACUUGAUCAUCACCGAAGAUGGAACUGUGCUGAAAAGAACUAAUCAUACGCACGCACCGCCGGAGUACUUUGUCAAAAACGACAUAUACAUAAACCUCGUGGAAUUCAUCAGGACAGGAGCUGGUAGAAACCUAGCUAUAUUAAACGGGUACACAUAUGGAAGGCAGUGCCAGUUGAGACUAGGCGAGAGGUGGCGGUGUACCGGUCGCACAAGUCGGCAGAAAUGCAAUGCCUCAUUUAUAUUAGACCAAAUGGGCUUUAUAAUUAAGUCUAACACGGUUCACACUCAUGGCCGCCCUAGUUAUGAUUUUGGAAUUGGAAUUGACCUUUGUGUAAAAGUGGUUCAUAUAAGUAUUUGCACAGAUAAUUUUUGUUUAGGAAACGCGAAAGCUCUCACCCCUGCAGAAAAGGCUAAAAAACAUAGAGAGAAACUAAAAAACGAUCCUAAAAAGUUCUUAAAGUUUAAAAAGAAACAUGCGGCCCUAGUAAGACUUAAAACAAAGAAAAUAGGGGAACUGAAUGAAGAAGAAAAAGAAAAAAGACGCCGAGCAUGGAGAGAUCAAAAACGAAAGCAAAAGAAAAUAAAAACACAUAAUAUCCUCUUGAACGUCAGUACUAAUGGCUUAUACAGUAACAUCGACCUUAAAACAAAACCUUAA
Chilo suppressalis (striped riceborer) is the source of this 1320-nucleotide messenger RNA. The record is from the annotation of a GenBank genome assembly. NCBI's taxonomy places the organism in Eukaryota, Metazoa, Arthropoda, Insecta, Lepidoptera, Crambidae.